AUGACACGUAACUGGUAUGACCUUAUCGUCCAAAAAAACCCUUCCAAAUGUCAGAGUUAUCAAAGAAUAAAUAGAAGCAGAUUUGUAGUUGACUUCUCUUUUAAUUUCGAAGUAUUACCACUUCAUAAAGAACUGUCAGAAUUUUCUAUACCAAAAAACUUCUAUAAUGAACUUGAAAAAACUCAACAAAAAAAUAUGAGUGUCGGUUAUAUGCACUUGCAUAAUAAUAUUCUUGACGAAAGUUCUUGGGUGCCGUUACUGCCAGGUUAUGUCAUAUAUACUUCUUUGGGCGGCUUAUAUUUCAAACUUUCUAUUGAAAGAAAUGAAGAUUCUUUGCAAUUUUUUUGGCAAGAAUUUGGGAAAGACUUCACAUUUACUAGCUGUAAAGCUCAAGGCCGGGAAACACUAGGAUUUUAUCUCAUGAUAAAACAAUAUAAUAUAAAAAAUAUUUCAGUUGUUUCAGCUUUAGGAUUUAAUGAACCUACAAUUGUAACGAUGUUACAAAAUACAGUUCAUAAGAUUUUUUCCCAUCGUUUUUGUCAAAAUUCAAAUUUUCAAUCGCCUUUAACAACCAUUUUAAAAGAAGAGACUUUGGUUCGUAAUCUUAAACGAAAAAGUGUUGAACUUGAGCAACUUUGUGAAAAAGAUUCAGUUAUUCAUGGAAUUAAAUUGGAAGAAGAUGGAAAAAACCUUUCUCCAAAGUUUACACAGGCUCUUAUGGUAAUGCACGAAAAAUACAAAUCAACAUGUUAUAAUGCUAAUCGCAGUAUCAAACGGCUAAAAACUAAAAUUGAUCAACUCAACCGUGAAAAUUUUGAUUUGGAUAGUGAAAUUGAUUUAAAUGAAAAAUCUGAAAGAAUAAAAAAGGCAGUAAAUAAAAUUUUAGAUGAGAAGAAAUUGGGAUCAACGAUAUUAGUUAGUACAGAACAAUAUCUUUCUUUAGUACUUUCGCAUCCUUGUAGUCAUUGUUGUAAUACCGAUUUUCAAAAAAAGUCAUAUCAUGUAUCUUGCGCUGGAUUUAAUGUUGCAAUUGAUUUAGAUUGCCAACUAUGUGGUACAAUAGAUUCGUACUCAAAUCAAUCUAAAGGAACCAAUUUUUCACAUCUAGUUGCGGCAUCAACUUUGGCAGGUGGAAUGAAUCAUUAUGCUAUGCAAGCUGCAUUAGCAGUUAUGGGUAUUACUGCUCAGAGUUGUAAAAGUUCUUAUCAUCAAUAUCAAUCUCGGAUGUUUCCUGCCCUUAUAUUAAAAGCUGAAGAGUCUACUAAACAAGCGUUAAAAGCUGCUAUAACCCAUACUUUAACAGAGGGGAAAAAAGCUUUAACUAUUGGAUUUGACUGUUCUUGGUCCCACUCUCGUAAUGCAAAACAAGCAAGUGGAGAAUUUAUUUAUUUAGAGGAGCUUGAAGGUUACGGACACAAAGCCGUUGUUGCUUUUCAUGUAGUAGAAAAAUCUCGUAUAACCACUAAAAAAGGAAAAGAUGGAACUUCUGAAGAAAAAGUUGUAAUACAUCAAGGCAAUUUUGAUGCCAGUUCUCGCCAGAUGGAGCAUGCAAUUUUAAUUGCACUUUUGGAACAAAUAAUUCCAAUAUUAGAAGAAUCUGAUCUUUUACUUGAAGUUUGCAUUGAUGGAGAUUUGGAUUCCAAUAAAACUUUAGCCAACGUUCCUAUUGUGUCAGAAAUUUAUGCGGACCUCAAGCAUGCAAGCAAAAAUAUCCGAAAAAAUUUAUUUUAGUAGUUAUUUUAUUUAUUUUUAAUUUGUUAAAAGUAAUAAUAUUGAUAUUUUACAUACUUUAUAUUGUUUCGCAAUAGUAAAAAAACAAUAUGCACGUUAUCACAAUUUUGAACAACAUAUUAUGAGAUACUUUAAUGGAUGUGUGUUUACCGCUGGCUUGCGAAAAAAAAAUAAUGAUCCAAAUGCACCAACAAAUGAAGAAUUGCGUUACAUUCAAGUAGAAGGCUUAAUCCAACAUCUUCUUAAUAAUCAUGAUCUUUGCUGGAAAGAAGUUUGUUGGUAUAAGGAGAACGAAGAAUUACAACUGCAAGCUCCAACAUUACAAUCUUUUACAAAAACAGAGAUUGA
Messenger RNA from Rhizophagus irregularis DAOM 181602=DAOM 197198, 2079 nucleotides. Lineage: Eukaryota; Fungi; Glomeromycota; Glomeromycetes; Glomerales; Glomeraceae. The record is from RefSeq and is a predicted model, not a curated record.